Messenger RNA from Chenopodium quinoa (quinoa), 1616 nucleotides. Its product is annotated as phosphatidylinositol transfer protein 1-like. Lineage: Eukaryota; Viridiplantae; Streptophyta; Magnoliopsida; Caryophyllales; Amaranthaceae. The transcript is spliced from 10 exons. Bases 521 to 1408 code for a protein of 295 amino acids. Gene Ontology annotation, biological process: phospholipid transport. The record is from RefSeq and is a predicted model, not a curated record.
GGCACAUGUAAUAACUUCCACCACAUCUCAAACACACAAAAAUGGAAAAUUAUAGUCAAGUUUUACUCACUCCAAAACAAUCUAUUUGGGCAACUUAACCUUACUAUUUUUGCAAACCUCAUAUUUUGACGCCUUCACACACCAAUUUUGUAACGCUAAGAAAUUUACUAAUCAACGGUUCAUAAUCUUUUCGACCCAAAAACAAACAGCUGACUAUUUGUACUAAUAAACCAAUAAUAUUCCAAUAAUCUCUUCAUUAUUUUCUUCUUACCUCUCUAGAAGAAAACCCAAAAAAACAAAAAACAAAAAAAACCAAAAAAACAAAAAAUUCAAAAAUUAUUUUAUUCAUCUCAUAUUCUUUGAAUAUUAAUAAUUUAUAGAAUUUUAAAAGUUUCCCAUCUUAUAUUUCUAAUUUUUUUGCUUGAAAAACCCAGUUGCAAGAAAGUAACUUUGGUUGAUCACAGGCAUUGAGCUGUUUGUGUUACAAGAAGUACAAUUUUUUUUGGUGAAAUAAAGAAAUAUGGUUCAAAUUAAGGAGUUUCGAAUUAUCAUGCCUAUGUCACUAGCUGAGUAUGAGGUUGCACAAAUGUAUAUGGUUCUAAAAAUGCAACAGGAGAAUACAACAAAUACAGAAGGAGUUGAUGUCCUGGAGAAUAGACCUUUCGAGGAUAACUUAAUUGGAAAGGGUCAUUACACAUCAAAAGUAUAUAGUUUUCAGAGCAAAAUCCCCUCUUGGCUUACCACAUUUGCACCAGCAGAUUCCCUCCUUCUAAAAGAGGAAGCCUGGAAUGCAUAUCCAAAAUGCAAAUCAGUGAUUAAGUGUUCAAGCUUGAGCAAGCUGCUUCUUACUAUUGAUACGAUUCACGUGGCAGAUAAUGGAAAAUCAGAAAAUGUACACGGUCUAAAUAAAGAUCAGCUGGCAUUGAGGCAGGUGGAAAUUAUUGAUAUUGCAUCAUCUGUUAGGGACUAUUGGAGCUAUUUGGUUGGUAGUUGUAAUGUCGAUUUGUCCAAAUUUAAAUCAACAAGGACCAAUCGUGGACCUUUAGUGGAAGGCUGGAGAGAUCGCUGCAACCCUGUUAUGACAGCAUAUAAAUUAGUAACGGUUGAUGCUCCAUACUGGGGCUUUGGUAAACGAUUGGAGCAAGUGCUGAUGGCAGGUGAGAGGGCGCUUUUUCUUGAAACACACAGCAAUAUUUUUGCCUGGAUUGACGAGUGGCAUGGGAUGAGCAUUGAAAAGUUGCGAGAGCUUGAGGAACAGCUUUAUUCAUCAUCAAAUGAGGGUAGUAUGAUACCAGUGCCUCUGAAAACUAUGGAUGCUCUCGAUCGAAAAUGUUCACUGGAGUGUAAGGAUGCAAACUCUCAGCUUAAGCCCGAAGACCAAAACUUUGCUCUUGCAAUGUCUGAUUGAUAGUAUAGUCUCCUCUGACCCAAUCCAUACUUUGAGAACACUAGGAGAAAUAAUGAUAAUUUUGUUAUAGAAAGUGUAUUGAAUUGCAUCUUGUUAUGUUGUAAUUGUCUUGUAUAAAUCCUCGUGUCCUCUAUAAAUAUUCUUUUUAGCAAAUGAGAAUAAUGAGUUAUAUAGAUUUUGGUUUCAAAAAAAAAAAAAAAAAAAAAAA